Messenger RNA from Populus trichocarpa (black cottonwood), 1841 nucleotides. RefSeq names its product adenylosuccinate synthetase, chloroplastic. Bases 103 to 1578 code for a protein of 491 amino acids. NCBI's taxonomy places the organism in Eukaryota, Viridiplantae, Streptophyta, Magnoliopsida, Malpighiales, Salicaceae. The transcript is spliced from 4 exons. Gene Ontology annotation, biological process: 'de novo' AMP biosynthetic process; IMP metabolic process. The record is from RefSeq and is a predicted model, not a curated record. Gene Ontology annotation, cellular component: cytoplasm. Gene Ontology annotation, molecular function: adenylosuccinate synthase activity; GTP binding.
CCUCUCCCGUAAGGCGUAAACCCUUCGCCCCUCAAAAAAGAGCGCCUCACUUUCCUUCUUCCUUUUCUUGAACUCCAACUCUGCUACCUCUCAGUUUUCACUAUGAACCUCUCCUCUCUCCGCCUUGAAUCCAACCCUAGGUGGUCCUACCAUGCCGCCCACUUCCCGGCCCACCACGGGCUCAACCCCAGUUUCCGAAGAAACUUCGUAUCAUGCUCGUCCAUCAAACCCUCUGCCUCUUCCUCCUUAAGUGUUGCCGAGUCAUUCACUAGAGACUCAGCUAGUCGAAUUGAAUCAUUGAGUCAAGUUUCCGGCGUCUUAGGCUCCCAAUGGGGUGAUGAAGGCAAAGGCAAACUGGUCGACAUCUUGGCCGAACAUUUCGACAUAGUUGCUCGCUGCCAGGGCGGUGCGAAUGCCGGUCACACUAUUUAUAAUUCAGAAGGAAAGAAAUUUGCAUUACACCUUGUUCCUUCUGGAAUUCUUAACGAGGAUACUCUUUGUGUAAUUGGGAAUGGGGUUGUUGUCCAUUUGCCAGGUUUGUUUAAGGAAAUUGAUGGGUUAGAAGCUAAUGGGGUUUCUUGUACGGGUAGAAUAUUAGUGUCUGAUCGUGCACAUCUGUUGUUUGAUUUUCAUCAAGAAGUAGAUGGGCUUAGAGAAGCUGAGCUAGCGAAAUCUUUUAUUGGGACUACUAGGAGAGGGAUUGGACCAUGCUAUUCGAGUAAGGUGAUUAGGAAUGGGAUUAGAGUAUGUGAUUUGAGGCAUAUGGAUACUUUUCCGCAAAAGCUUGAUGCUCUGUUAUCAGAUGUUGCUUCGAGAUUUGAGAGUUUUAAAUAUGGUCCUGAAAUGCUUAAGGAAGAAGUUGAGAGGUAUAAGAGGUUUGCUGAAAGGUUGGAGCCGUUCAUUACUGAUACAGUACAUUUUAUGAACGAGUCCAUUGCAAAGAAGAAGAAAAUUUUGGUUGAAGGUGGUCAAGCUACCAUGUUAGAUAUUGAUUUUGGAACUUACCCUUUCGUGACUUCCUCGAGCCCAUCAGCUGGUGGGAUCUGUACUGGUCUUGGCAUUGCCCCCCGAGUUGUUGGUGAUCUCAUUGGAGUGGUAAAAGCUUACACUUCAAGGGUUGGUUCUGGUCCCUUUCCUACUGAGAUAUUGGGUCAAGGUGGUGACCUCCUAAGGUUUGCUGGGCAGGAGUUUGGAACAACUACUGGUCGACCUCGUCGUUGUGGUUGGCUUGAUGUAGUUGCGUUGAAGUAUGUUUGUCAGAUUAACGGCUUUUCUUCUCUGAACCUCACCAAACUCGACGUGUUGUCAGAAUUCUCUGAAAUCCAGAUAGGUGUUUCUUAUAAACAAAUUGAUGGUACACCAGUGGAAUCAUUUCCAGGAGAUCUCUGUCUCCUUGAACAAUUAAAGGUGGAUUAUGAAGUCUUACCUGGAUGGAAGAGUGAUAUUUCUUCCAUCAGAAAGUAUGCGGACCUUCCAAAGGCUGCACAGCAAUACGUGGAGAGGAUAGAGGAGCUUGUUGGUGUACCUAUUCAUUACAUUGGUAUUGGGCCGGGACGUGAUGCUCUCAUAUACAAAUAAUAUGAUCAUAACUAGAUGUUCUGGGGGGUUUUCAUGUUCAUGCAGGUGAGAUGAAACUCAUUACCUUAGCACAUUUAAUCCCGAUUAUGAUGCGGCCUUUUUUUCUGGGCGAAAGCCAGGAUUGUUAAUUUUUUAAAAUGAAUUUUGAUAACUGUUCUGUACUAUCCAUUUGAAGUUCACUUUGUAUCGCAUGUUCAAUAAUUUUGACACAUACGCUAAUGUUUUAUUGUUUACCUCUAUUUUAAAAAUUAAGUUUGAAGGCA